This is a messenger RNA of Hevea brasiliensis (rubber tree), 411 nucleotides long. RefSeq names its product receptor-like protein 36. Gene Ontology annotation, molecular function: protein binding. NCBI's taxonomy places the organism in Eukaryota, Viridiplantae, Streptophyta, Magnoliopsida, Malpighiales, Euphorbiaceae. The coding region runs from base 1 to 411 and encodes 136 amino acids. The transcript has a single exon. The record is from RefSeq and is a predicted model, not a curated record.
AUGAAGUAUGCUGAUCCUCGUUUCACAUACAUGGGAGAUAUAGAUUAUUAUUCUAUAAGAGUGGCAUAUAAAGGGUUGGAGAUAGAAUUGAAGCGAAUCCCCAACAAGCUUACAGUUAUUGAUUUUUCAGGCAAUAAAUUCACUGGAGAAAUUCCUGAGUCUAUUGGGAAGCUUAAAUCACUCCAUCAGCUCAAGCUUUCUCACAAUUUCUUUACAGGUUAUGUCCAACCAUCACUAGGGGAUUUGAGCAAUUUGGAAAGUUUGGACCUCUCUUCAAAUAUUCUUACUGGGAGAAUUCCUAAUCAAUUGGCAGGCUUGACAUUUCUUGAAGUUUUGAACCUCUCAUAUAACCAACUUGAAGGACCAAUGCCUCAAGGAAAGCAAUUCCACACAUUCGAAAAUGGUUCAUAA